AAAUAAUUUAUGUUAAUUGAAUUUGUUGUUGAAAUUAAUAUUAUUUUUCAGUCGUAUAAACUGAAAUCGUCGAGAAAAAAUGAAGGAUUUCACUCUCCUGCUUAUUGUGGCGGAGAUAAUCACCAGCUGGACAUUUGCUGAGCAAUGUGCGUGCGCAACGGUCAAUGUAAAUGUGCGAACUGAGGCAGGAGUCGGUCACCACAUAUUGACAACACUCCUCACAGGUUCCUGUCUGCCAUUCAAAGGGAACAGGCAGGUUGUCAGCGGAGCUUCUUGGGUCAAUGUUGACUACAAUGGACAGGACGCCUGGAUCCACGAAGGAUAUGUGGCCAUUCGAACGUGUGAUGGCACAGGUGGUUCCCAGCUCCCCGGAUGCCCGCACAUCAUUCCCCGUGCAGAGUGGGGCGCCCGUCCCCCAACCCACACAAUACCUCAGCUGAGCCACACCCCUACGUACAUGUUCAUCCAUCACGGAGCCUCUGGAUUCUGCCACGCCAAGGAUGAUUGUAUCGCAAAGGUUCAGGCCUAUCAGAAUUAUCACAUGGACGUCCAUGGCUGGCCGGACAUCGGUUACAGUUUCGUUGUCGGCGAGGACGGGAACAUUUACGAGGCCCGGGGUUGGGAUGAGGUAGGAGCCCACACAUACGGCUACAACUCCGUGGGAUUAGCUAUAUGUGUGAUUGGUGAUUUCACCCACCGGGUGCCUAACGACGCUGCCCUGAACGCCGUGAAGCAGUUGAUUCAAUGUGGCCUGGACAACCACAAGCUGACGUCCACGUACACGCUCAGGGGUCAUCGUGACAUGUUUGACACGGCCUGCCCGGGGGACCAGCUGUAUGCCCUCAUCCAACACUGGUCACACUAUUAGUAACUUAAGGGUUGCGGUCAAAUUGCCAUGUUGAAAAGGCGGUAUAAUAAAUCAGCAGUUGUGCUUACAUUGAAGUAAUAUUAUAUCAAUUAACAUGCUUUUAAAUCAAAUCAAAUUAUUUCGAGUUAUUUAGAACACCUUCUGUAAA
Mya arenaria is the source of this 1016-nucleotide messenger RNA. Its product is annotated as peptidoglycan recognition protein 1-like. Gene Ontology annotation, molecular function: N-acetylmuramoyl-L-alanine amidase activity; zinc ion binding. Lineage: Eukaryota; Metazoa; Mollusca; Bivalvia; Myida; Myidae. The record is from RefSeq and is a predicted model, not a curated record. The transcript is spliced from 4 exons. The coding region runs from base 80 to 868 and encodes 262 amino acids. Gene Ontology annotation, biological process: peptidoglycan catabolic process.